UCUCAGCGAUACGGAAAAGCAAGAUGGACGCCUCCGAGACAGUGUUUGUUGAAGCUACAGCUACUCCGUCGUAAGAAACGUCCUCAAAAUAAACAUGAGGCUUUACUGUAAAACCUUUUCAGAAAGGAAAAACUACAGUCAAGGUCCUUUUGCUUUCUUGAGAAGGACUUUAACCAAAAUGCCCGUCCAGCGUGUUCCGCUUGUCUUGUUAGCCUGCGGAUCCUUCAAUCCUAUAACCAACCAGCACAUGAGGCUGUUUGAGCUUGCCAGAGACCACAUGCACAGCACAGGCCAGUACCAAGUGGUGGGUGGCAUCGUUUCUCCUGUGAGUGACAACUAUGGGAAGCAAGGCCUGGUGCUGGCAAAGCACAGACUUGCCAUGGCAAAGCUGGCGCUCCAGAGCUCAAACUGGGUCAAAGUCGACGAAUGGGAGAGCCAGCAGGCUGACUGGACUGAAACGGUGGUCACCAUGAGGUAUCAUCACAGUCGUAUUCUAAACGAGUUUGAACAGAAGAUACAUGAAGACUCCAGCAGUCACUCACAAAGCAUGGCUCCUCAGCUCAAGCUUCUGUGUGGAGCUGAUUUCUUGGAGAACUUCAGGAUUCCUGGCUUGUGGCGGGAUGACCACAUGGAGGAGGUGGUGGGCCGCUUUGGCUUGGUGUGUAUUAGUCGAGGGGGGCUGCAGUGUGAACAGACGGUGCACGAAUUAGAUCCACUUUGGCGCCACAGACAAAACAUCUUCCAGGUGAAAGACUGGGUGAGGAACGAGGUCAGCGCAACAGAGGUCCGCCGGUCUCUCAGACGGGGAUUGAGCGUCAAAUACCUGGUCCCAGACUCUGUCAUUGAAUACAUUGAGCGGCACAGCCUCUACACCGAGGACAGCGAAAGGAGAAAUGAGGGCACGGCUCUGAGGCCGCUCGCCAAACAAGCCCGGGAAAGUCUCCCUGACAUCGGUGCUUCUCUCAAAUGAUUUCGUUCCACCAGCUGAUGACGCACCAGCUCAUACCUCCUGCUGAAGCAUCUGGCCUCAGUGUGCUUCAAUCCACUAGGAAAAUAACACUUGAGUUGUUUUGCUGAAUGGUGGUGGUGGGGGGGGGUCUUUCAUGCAGGCCUAGCUGCCAGCCAGCAGAGAAUCUGGAUGACUGACAAGAGUGAGUUCAACACGGACAUCUUUGAAGCUUGAAUUCUAUCACCAUUCAGUGCUUCUUUUCAGUCAUGGUCGGGUGGCUACUUCAAGAUAUUUGUGCAAAAUACUGUCAAAAUGCAGAAAACAUCUUCACCAGCCUUUGCUCUGUUGCACUUUAUGGACUUGAAGUUUUAAAUUUCUUAUUUAUGUAUGCAGUGGUGCAAGUUUGGGGAUAAAAAUAUUUAUUUUGGAAACAGUGUCACCUGGCUGGUGCUGACAUUUCCCCAGCCCCAGGCUUAAAAUAUGUUUUGUCCUCAUAAAAAACUACCACUGGCUACAUAUCAUACAUAUUUGAAAUAAAAUCGAGACAGGUUCCUCAUGGGUUGAAUAAUACAUGAGGACAAAAUC
This is a messenger RNA of Syngnathus acus (greater pipefish), 1534 nucleotides long. It is a transcript of the gene nmnat3, whose product is annotated as nicotinamide nucleotide adenylyltransferase 3. The record is from RefSeq and is a predicted model, not a curated record. Gene Ontology annotation, molecular function: nicotinate-nucleotide adenylyltransferase activity; nicotinamide-nucleotide adenylyltransferase activity. The transcript is spliced from 6 exons. Bases 95 to 970 code for a protein of 291 amino acids. Lineage: Eukaryota; Metazoa; Chordata; Actinopteri; Syngnathiformes; Syngnathidae. Gene Ontology annotation, biological process: NAD+ biosynthetic process. Gene Ontology annotation, cellular component: mitochondrion.